Molecule: messenger RNA, 1153 nt
Organism: Humulus lupulus (European hop)
Lineage: Eukaryota; Viridiplantae; Streptophyta; Magnoliopsida; Rosales; Cannabaceae
Product: leucine-rich repeat protein 1-like
Exons: 6
Coding region: 247-903 (218 amino acids)
Molecular function (GO): protein binding
Source: RefSeq, a predicted model, not a curated record
GAUUCUUCGCUUUUUUUCCACAAACACUCUCUCUCAUCUUGACCCUUUGACUCUUUCUUAUUAUUUCAUUCGUUUUCUUCCUCGCUUACCAAAUUCUCAUUUCCUCUUCACCAAAUUUCCUCUCCACCAAAUUUCCUCUCUUUUUCUCGCUAGACAAACAAGGUUAAACAAUCGUAGCCCAAGCUAUCAGAACAGCUAACCCUAAAUCUCUCUGGUGUUUGGGGAAGGAUUCGUCGGUGGUCAACAAUGGCGACGGCGGCUCCUAGGAUUACCUCCUGGGUGUUUACGCUCUGUGUUUCUCUAACCCUAGCUCCAUUCGUUAGUGGAAACUCCGAAGGAGACGCGCUUUACACACUGCGGAAAAGCCUCUCCGAUCCAGAUAACGUCCUUCAGAGCUGGGAUCCGACUCUCGUCAACCCUUGCACUUGGUUUCACAUCACUUGCAACCAGGAUAAUCGCGUUACUCGAGUGGAUUUAGGAAAUUCAAAUUUGUCGGGGCAUUUGGUUCCUGAACUUGGGAAGCUUGAGCAUCUGCAGUAUCUGGAACUCUACAAAAACAACAUUCAAGGUACCAUUCCGUCUGAGCUUGGUAACCUAAAGAGCCUCAUUAGCCUGGACUUGUACAACAACAACAUCUCUGGGACCAUUCCAUCCUCAAUGGGAAAAUUGAAAUCACUUGUGUUUUUACGUCUCAAUGACAACCGUUUAACUGGACCAGUUCCCAGAGAUCUCAUUGGCAUUUCAAGCCUCAAAGUUGUGGAUGUCUCAAACAAUGAUUUGUGUGGAACAAUUCCUACCAGUGGACCAUUUGAGCACAUUCCUUUAAACAACUUUGAGAACAACCCUCGACUCGAAGGUCCAGAGUUAUUGGGGCUCGCCACUUAUGACACAAACUGUUCAUGAAGAAGGAUUCAUUAAGCUGACUCUGGUAUGGAUUUAGGUGUUUUACUCUUCAAAGCUGAAAAUGUUUUUUUUUUACUUCACAAUGUAAUGGGAUAGGAUAUAAAUUUCAUUCCCUCAAUAUAAGAAUAUGUAAAUUUAAAUCUGAUGAUACUACUACAAUGCCAAUGUAUUUGUAACUGUUCUAUUGUCUUCCUAAGCUAAGACAUCGAAUUUGUACUUUGCAAUAUUAGUGAAAAGUAUUUGUCAUGCA